AUGGCGCCUUCAGGUCCCAUCACGACGCCCCUCACCACGCUGCUGGGGAUCCGGCAUCCCAUCAUGCUCGCGGGCAUGGCGCACACCGCCGGCGGCGAGCUGGCCGCCGCCGUGUCCAACGCCGGCGGGCUCGGCGUCAUCGGGGGCUUCCAGUACACGCCGCAGCAGCUGCGGGACAUGAUUGACGACAUGAAGGCCCGCUGGGAGCGGCCCAACCUCCCCUUUGGCGUGGACCUGGCGCUGCCCCAGGUGGGCGGCGGCGCCCGCAAGACCAACCACGACUACACCCACGGCAAGCUGGACGAGCUGGUCGACCUGGUCAUCGAGAGCGGCGCCUGCCUCUUCGUGUCGGCCGUGGGCGUGCCCGACAGGCGCGUCAUCGACAAGCUCCACCGGCACGGCGUGCUCGUCAUGAACAUGGUGGGCCACCCCAAGCACGCCGUCAAGGCGCUCGACCGCGGCGUCGACAUGGUCUGCGGCCAGGGCACCGAGGGCGGCGGCCACACCGGCGACGUGGCCAGCUCGGUCCUGAUGCCCGCCAUCGCCGACGUGGCGCGCCGGUACCGGCCGCCCAUGCUCGGGGGCGGGCCGGCCCUGGUGGUCGCCGCCGGCGGCAUACACAACGGGCGAGGGCUGGCCAGCUCGCUCAUGCAGGGCGCGGUGGGCGUCUGGGUCGGCACGCGCUUCGUCGCCUCGGCCGAGGCCGCGAGCUCUCAGGAGCACAAGCAGGCCGUGGUGGAGUGCGGCUUCUCCGACACGGACCGCACGCUGGUUCUCACCGGGCGGCCGCUGCGGGCCCGGCUGAACCCGUACCUGCGGGCGUGGGCGGCCCGCGGCAACGCCGCCCAGGAGCUUUGCGACCGGGGCGUCAUCCCCAUCGAGCACGAUUUCGAAAACGACGUCGAGGACAUUGAGUUCCCGCACAUCAUGGGCCAGGUCGCCGGGGCGAUUACCAAGAUCCAGCCCGCCCGGGAGAUUGUGGAUGAAAUGGUGGCCGAGGCCGUUGAGCAGCUGAGGCUGGCCGACGCGUACCUGAGCCCAAGCUCCCGCAGCAAGCUGUGA
Ustilaginoidea virens is the source of this 1062-nucleotide messenger RNA. RefSeq lists its product as uncharacterized. Bases 1 to 1062 code for a protein of 353 amino acids. The record is from RefSeq and is a predicted model, not a curated record. NCBI's taxonomy places the organism in Eukaryota, Fungi, Ascomycota, Sordariomycetes, Hypocreales, Clavicipitaceae. Gene Ontology annotation, molecular function: nitronate monooxygenase activity. The transcript has a single exon.